This is a messenger RNA of Hyaloscypha bicolor E, 2467 nucleotides long. RefSeq lists its product as uncharacterized. The record is from RefSeq and is a predicted model, not a curated record. NCBI's taxonomy places the organism in Eukaryota, Fungi, Ascomycota, Leotiomycetes, Helotiales, Hyaloscyphaceae. The coding region runs from base 1 to 2412 and encodes 803 amino acids. The transcript has a single exon.
AUGGUCAUUGAAAUGGACAAGAGGACCCGGAUGGUGAGCGCCGUGGGGUCUCCAAUGGCGACACCAGAUUGGAGCGACCCAAGAAUUUUUCAUUGCAGAAGGCUGUUGCUUAGUACUGAAAGCAGGAGCCCAUGGGAUGAACUUGCUACUCCUCCGCGGGCGUGGCAUGAAGACACCAAGCGAGAGGAAAAGAUGGAGGCGAGACCGCUUGGUGUGGACAAGCAGGCAUCGAGCACUCAUAUUUCAGGGACUCGAGGGGAGAAGUACGGAAUGUACGGCCUGACGUUCCUUCCUACAAAGCCAAUAGCCGCUGAACCGAAAACAAAGAAGAAGAAGAAGAAGAAGAAGAAGAGCAAGAAGAAGAGGGCCACUCAACCUGUCCAAAGCAUACCAGAGUCAGGACUGGAUGACCAAGCAGAACCGGACCACCAAGCAGAACCGGGCCACCAAGCAGAACCGGACCACCAAGCAGAACUGGACCAGCAAGCAGAACUAGAUGACAAACCACCGCAUCCCGACAUCUUCGACAAGCCUCUCGACAAGACACAUGAAGCCGAUCUUCCGAACAAUUUACUGCUCCCCGAGACCACCACUCCGCCGGUCAAUGAUACUUCAGCUGCCGCACAUCAAAACGAGUUACAGCUCCCGGUGACUAUCACUCGAUGCACCGAUGUUGGAAGGGAUGUUUUGUGCCCUGAAACUCACUCUAGACUUCGCUUACCUACUCUACCCCUCGUUGAUACUCCAACGGUCGCUGCUGCUCAACCCAUCGGAGAUGCUACACCCGUCGGUAAUACUCCAGCGGCCGCGUUCCGGCAAGAAUCGCCGCAGCCGGCGAAUACCCAAGAUGCCAAAACCGUGACAGUCGCCUUUGUUGGCCGUGAAGUCCCCGAGUCCUCAAUCCGAAGACCAAGGCAAAAUGCAGAAACAACGGAGGAGCAAGUAAAGUCGCUUCGCCACCAACUCGAGAAGAAAGAGCGAGAUCUGAAAUCAGCGAAAAACCAAAUGGCAGCUACGGCACGAACAGAGCUCGAUAAGGCGAAAAGGAAACAUGCCGAAGACCUCGAGAAGCUUCGAAAAGAGCUCUCUGGAAAUGUACAACAACUCAAAGCGCAACAUAAACUCGAACAUGACAAACUCCAGGCAGAAAGAGAUCAGAUUGAAGCAGAACGAGAGAAAGACACCACUGAUCUUCGAAAUCUCCGCCACAUCCACGAGAAGUUAAGAGAUGAGUUGAAGACCUUGCAGAACAGCCUAGACACGGAAACCGCAAAAUUCACCAACGCCAAGCUGGAGGCUGAAUGCUUGAGAACCGAAAAGAAUAAGCAGUCUUUGCAGAUUGGACUGCUGAAGACUGAGGUUAGGGAAGGCGCCACAAAGGAACGAGAGCUGGAAGAAAGGUUGGCUGCCGCCGAAGCAAAAUGCACACAACGCCAUCAGAAGAUGUCGGCGUACAGUGCAGAUAAUAUCAAGCUAAGAGACGAAGUGUUUCUAGCUCGCUCUCGGGGAUUCUUACCCACCCAAGAUACCGAGUCUGGUACUGUUGAAUACUGGAGAAGGAAAUACAACAAACUUCGACUCAGGGAGGAAGCAGCCCAAGCCGACAUCAUUGAUCUCAAGAGCGAUAAGGAGGGUUUAGAAAAGGAAAUUAUUCGACUCCGGGGAACAAUUGAAGAAAGCUGCACACAAUUGUCGGAAGCUACGAGGGAGAAUGUCGAGCUAGGCGAGAAAAGCUCACAACUGCGCACAAAGGUUUCGGAAUUGGAGAUGGAAGUCUCAGCACUCAAGGAGGACAGCGAGAUCAAAGCACCUCUUAUUCAGCUAGCAGUAGACAUCCGACUUCGAUACCUUGUAUUUGCAAGAGAAACUGCUCUGAAAAUUACCCGCAGCAAUGCUGACAGAGUAGUCAUUAUGAACGGAAAUACCGCAGCCCACCGUGCAAAUGGCGCCCUUGACGCGGCAGUUUUCAAGGCUGGGCUGGUCCCGGAUUGCUACCUGGCCGUGGCAUCUCACAUUUUCGAGCACCUGUAUCUAGCUUCGCCUGCCGAGUACAGGCUUUUAGGGUGGACUUCCAAGAUACAGAGGAUCCAAAACUGUACAGCUACCCUGAAGUCUUUGAAGCCGGGAAACACCUUCAAGCAAUCUGAACCAGAGCGAGAAGAGUAUGAGAAGAUUCGGCAGACGUUGGUUGCUCUUGUGGCUCCGAUGAGCGGGGAGGAGAUUGAAUCUAACCAAGAGAUUCACAAAUUGGUUCAGAAGCUGGAGUAUUUGACGGAUCAGAUUGUGGAGAGGGAUAGAUCAAAGAUUCUUCUACGUCGGCCGGCGAAUGUUCCGAGGGGUGAUACUUCUGAGAGUUCAUGUUCCGGAUCCGUCCCCAUGGGUCGGAUGGGGAACCAGGUUGACAAGCGUUAGUAGUUUCGAGAAGUGGAAUUGCGAUAGAGAGUGUACAUAAAACUGGACAAUGGAA